AUGCUGCCCGCCAAGCUCGGGGGCGGCCUCUGCCGCCUGUCCGCCUACUUGGAAGAACUGGAAGCUGUGGAACUGAAGAAGUUCAAGUUGCACCUGGGGACAGCAGCGGAGCUGGGGGAAGACAGGAUCCCCUGGGGACGGAUGGAGACGGCCGGGCCCCUGGACGUGGCGCAGCUCCUGGUGGCCCACUGUGGGCCAGAGCGGGCCUGGCAGCUGGCUCUCAGCGUCUUUGAGCAGAUGCACAGGAGGGACCUGUGGGAGAGAGGACAGAGAGAGCACCCGGCCGGGGAUGCUGCGCCUGGCGGCCCGUCUUUGCUGGGGAGCCACCCAGCAUGCCUUCUGGAGGUAUCUCCGGAUGCCCCAAAGCCAGAUCCCCGGGAGGCCUACAGGGAUUACGUGCGCCGGAAGUUCCGGCUGAUGGAAGACCGCAACGCGCGGCUGGGGGAGUGCGUGAACCUCAGCCACCGCUACACCCGGCUCCUCCUGGUGAAGGAACACUCCAGCCCCUUGCGGGCCAAGCAGAAGCUGCUGGACACGGGCUGGGGACACGCGAGGAGCAGGGGCUACCAGGCCAGCCCCAUCCGCGUGGAGAUGCUCUUCGAGCCAGACGAGGAGCGGCCGGAGCCGCCGCGCACCGUGGUUCUGCAGGGGGCGGCGGGCAUGGGGAAGUCCAUGCUGGCCCACAAGGUGAUGCUGGACUGGGCCGACGGGCGGCUCUUCCAGGACAGGUUCGAUUUCCUCUUCUACGUCAACUGCAGGGAGAUGAACCAGGCCGCCCCGGAGCAGAGCGCGCAAGACCUGCUGGCCAGCUGCUGGCCGGAGGCCGGCGCGCCCUUGCGGGAGCUGGCGCAGCUCCACGGGCGCCUCCUCCUGAUCCUCGACGGCUUUGACGAGCUCAAGCCCUCCUUCCACGAGGCUCAGGGCCCCUGGUGCCGCUGCUGGGAGGAGAAGCGGCCCACGGAGCUCGUGCUCAGCAGCCUGAUCCGGAAGAAGCUGCUGCCGGAGCUGUGCCUGCUCGUCACCACCCGGCCCUCGGCGCUGGAGAAGCUGCAGCGGCUGCUGGAGCACCCCAGGCACGUGGAGAUCCUGGGCUUCCCGGAGGCGGAGAGGAAGGAGUACUUCCUCAGGUACUUCCAGGACGCCGCGCAGGCAGCCCAGGCCUUCGGCUUCGUGCGGGACAGCGAGCCGCUGUUCACCAUGUGCUUCGUGCCCAUGGUGUGCUGGGUCCUUUGCACCUGUCUCAAGCAGCAGCUGGAGGACGGGGGGCUUCUGGGACAGACGUCCAGGACCACCACGGCGGUGUACACGCUCUACCUGCUGAGCCUGCUGCAGCCCAAGCCGGGGACCCCCGCCCCGCGGCCCCCGCCCAACCAGAGGGGGCUCUGCUCUCUGGCGGCCGAUGGCCUCUGGGCUCAGAAGGUUCUGUUUGAAGAGCAGGACCUGCAGCGACAUGGCCUGGACGGGGCGGACGUCUCCGCCUUCCUCAACAUGAACAUCUUCCAGAGAGACAUCAACUGUGAGAAGUUCUACAGCUUCAUCCACUUGAGUUUCCAGGAGUUCUUCGCGGCCAUGCACUACGCCUUGGAAGGCACCGAGGGCGGGGCAGGCUCGGACCGGAACCUGGCCCGGCUGCUGGCCGAAUACGGGUUCUCGGAGAGGAGCUUCCUGGCCCUCACCGUCCGCUUCCUGUUCGGACUCCUGAGCGAGGAGACGAGGAGCUACCUGGAGCGGACCCUGUGCUGGAAGGUCUCGCCCCAGGUCAAGGAGGCCCUGCUGUGGGCGAUCCAGAGCAAAGCCCGGAGCGAGGGCUCCACCCUGCAGGCCGGCUCCCUGGAGGUCUUCAGCUGCCUGUACGAGAUCCAGGAGGAGGAGUUCGUCCAGCAGGCCCUGAGCCACUUCCAGGUGGUCGUGGUUGGCCACAUCGCCACCAAGAUGGAGCAUAUGGUGUCCGCGUUUUGUGCCAAGCACUGCAGGAGCGCCGUGGUGCUGCACCUGCACGGGGCUGCCUACGGCAUGGGUGCGGACGACAGCACAGGAUGGACCGGGGCCCAGACACCACUGGCAGAGCCAGCCGAGAAGAGCAUCCUGCCCGACGCCUACAGUGAGCAUCUGGCCACAGCCCUGUGCUGCUGUCCUGACCUGGUGGAGCUGGCCCUGUACCGCAACGCCCUGGGAAGCCGCGGGCUGCGGCUGCUCUGCCAGGGCCUCCGACACCCCGGCUGCAGACUCCAGAACCUGAGGCUGAAGAGGUGCCGCAUCCCCAGCUCCGCCUGCAGGGACCUCGCCGCCGCUCUCACAGCCAACCGUCACUUACUACGGCUGGAUCUCAGCGGCAACAGCCUGGGGCUUCCGGGCCUGGAACUGCUCUGUGGGGGACUGCGGCACCCCCGGUGCAGGCUGCAGAUGGUCCAGUUGAGGAAGUGCCUGCUGGACGCGGGGGCCUGCCAGGAGCUCGCCUCCGUGCUCUGCACCAACCCACACCUGGCAGAGCUGGACCUGACAGGAAACGCCCUGGAGGACGCGGGCGUGGGGCGGCUGUGUCAGGGUCUGCGGCACCCAGGCUGCAGGCUCCGGACUUUGUGGCUGAAGAUCUGCCGGCUCACCGGGGCAGCCUGCGGAGAGCUGGCCACCACCCUCCCCGUGAACCUGAGCCUGGUGGAGCUGGACUUGAGUCUGAACGACAUUGGGGACCCCGGGGCGCUGCUGCUGUGCGAGGGGCUCAGGCACCCCUCGUGCAGACUCCACACCCUCCGGCUGGGCAUCUGCCGGCUGGGCUCCCCUGCCUGUGGGGGCCUCUCCACCGUGCUCCAGGCCAACCCCCACCUGCGGGAGCUGGAUCUGAGCUUCAACGACUUGGGAGACCCUGGCGUGUGGCUGCUGGGAGAGGGGCUGCGACACCCCACGUGCAGACUCCAGAAACUGUGGCUGGACAGCUGCAGCCUCACGGCCAAGGCUUGCGAGGACCUCUCCUGCACCCUGGCGGCCAGCCAGACCCUGACUGAGCUCUACCUGACCAACAACGCCCUGGGGAACACGGGGGUCCUGCUGCUGUGCAGGCGGCUCCGGCAUUCCAGCUGCAAGCUCCGUGUCCUCUGGCUGUUCGGAAUGGACUUGAACAAGCUGACCCACAAAAGGCUGGCGGCGCUGCGCGCGAUGAAGCCCUACCUGGAUAUCGGCUGCUGA
This is a messenger RNA of Lepus europaeus (European hare), 3183 nucleotides long. RefSeq names its product NLR family pyrin domain containing 12 (gene NLRP12). The record is from RefSeq and is a predicted model, not a curated record. Gene Ontology annotation, biological process: negative regulation of canonical NF-kappaB signal transduction; negative regulation of inflammatory response; positive regulation of MHC class I biosynthetic process. Gene Ontology annotation, molecular function: protein binding. Gene Ontology annotation, cellular component: cytoplasm. The coding region runs from base 1 to 3183 and encodes 1060 amino acids. NCBI's taxonomy places the organism in Eukaryota, Metazoa, Chordata, Mammalia, Lagomorpha, Leporidae. The transcript is spliced from 10 exons.